Molecule: messenger RNA, 3359 nt
Organism: Amborella trichopoda
Lineage: Eukaryota; Viridiplantae; Streptophyta; Magnoliopsida; Amborellales; Amborellaceae
Product: pentatricopeptide repeat-containing protein At3g57430, chloroplastic-like
Biological process (GO): RNA modification
Molecular function (GO): protein binding; RNA binding
Source: RefSeq, a predicted model, not a curated record
CAAAAACGUUAGGAGUUGUGUCUCUUAAUUGUGCCUUCCUGAGGAGAACAGAGAAGGUUCGACUCAUUGGCAAUGUUUCUCUCUCUUUACUGUUUACUGUUUACUGUAUUACUAAAUACCAGGACUCGUUAUGGUUUCCCUUAUAUUUAAUCAAGAGGAACUCAAGACAGCCCAAACUCCUAAAUAACAGAGAGAGAGAGAGAUGCAUGUACUGAUAGACCACGAAAGAAUGACUUAAAAGAACCCAAAUGUUUAAAUGAGAGAGAGAGGCGCCAAAUUCUAGAGAGAGAUAGAGAUGAAUGUACUGCUAUAUUCCAGGACCAACUGAAACAGUGAUAAGAACCUACAGCGAGAAGAACCCAAAGUAAGAGAGAAACCAAAAUCUUGACAGGUUAUAAACUAUGGGGUGUCUAUAGAGAACCAAUUGACUUAAAAUGCAAGACCGCGAGAUAGAGAGAAUCCACAAUGCCUCCUGAUAAAUAAGAGAGAACCCAGAUGCACUUGCCAAUAUUCCAAGGCCAGGAUCAGCAAACUCGACUCAACAUCCCCAAAAGACCUGCCACUCAUAUUCCAUGGACUCUCCCUCUACCGCCCCCGCCCCAACUGCCUCGACUCUUACACUCUCUCAUUCUUUUUCUACCAAACCCUCCACUCUCUCUCAAGCAGGCAAGGCAGGCCCACGCCCUCUUCACAGUCUCUGGCCUCCAUCGCUUAGUCUCCGCAGCUGCUCGCUUGAUCACCAUUUACUCUCUCUGCAACGACCUCCACUCUUCGAGCCUCCUCUUCUUCAACCACCCCACAAAAAACACAUUCCUCUUUAACACAAUUAUUCGAGCUCAUACCAAUGGUAAUCAGCCAACCCAAGCUUUCUCUCUCUACAACGAAGCAAUCCGAAGAGGCCUAAAACCAGAUGAUCACACUUUUCCUUUCCUCCUUAAGGCCUGUGCUGACUCUUUCUCUCUCCAAAAGGGUAGAGAGAUCCAUGGUUCCAUUACAAAACUUGGGUUCAAUUCAGAUGUUUAUGUAGGAAAUACGCUUUUGGCCUUUUACUCGAGCUUGGGCAAUGUUAGAGAAGCACUACAAGUCUUUGAUGAAAUGACUCUAAAAGAUAUUGUUUCUUGGAACACCAUUAUUCGUGGUUAUGCUCAAAAUGGUCAUGGCCAUGAGGCUCUUCAAAUGUUCUCAGAAUUGCAAGGGACAAGCCUGAGGCCUAAUGAAGUUACAGUGGUUAGUGUCCUUCCUGUUUGUGCUUUGCUUGAGGAUUUACAAAUGGGUAUAAAAAUACAUGAAUUUGUAAUGGGUUCAGGCUUGGAUUCACAGUUAAAUGUAUGUAAUGCUCUUGUUGAUAUGUAUGCUAAAUGUGGAGACACUGUAGCUGCUUAUAAUUUAUUGGGUUCCAAUGCUGAGAGAAAUGUUAUCACAUGGAACUCUAUCAUCUCUGGUUUUGCUCAAACGGGCCUUGCAAUUGAGGCACUGCAAAUGUUCAGAGAGAUGAUACUUGAUGGCCAAAAACCCAACUCAAUAACAGUUACUAGCUUGCUUCCAUCAUUGGCUCAAUUGCGUUUUCUGCCUUUGGCAAAGGAAUCCCAUGCUUUUAGCCUGAGAAUUGGUGCUGAAACCGAUAUUUUUGUGGUGAAUUCUCUUAUUGAUAUGUACGCAAAAUUGGGUUUCCCGGAAGAAGCUCGAAUUUUGUUUGAUGGGUUGGUUGUAAGGAAUUUGGUAUCUUGGAACGCUAUUGUUGCAAAUUGUGCACAAAACAGCUUAGAGGUGGAAGCGAUGAGUCUUGUUCGAGAGAUGCAGGCUAAUGGAGAGUGCCCGAACUCUGUAACUCUAACAAAUGUUCUCCCUGCCUGUUCACGAUGGGCUUCCAUAAAACAUGGAAAGGAGAUUCAUGGCAAAGCGAUUCGCUCAGGCUACAGCAGUGACAUCUUUGUUUUCAAUGCUGUAAUGGACAUGUAUGUGAAAUGUGGAUACAUAGGUCUAGCCAGACUAGUUUUUGAUAAAUCUGAAAGAGAUUUAGUCUCCUUCAAUAUAUUGAUCAUGGGUUAUUCUCAGAGUUUCCAUGCCUUAGAAGCUCUGCAAUUGUUUUCUGAAAUGGAGCUGGAAGCAGGCCUUAAACAUGACACAGUUUCCUUCAUGGGUGCCCUCUCUGCUUGUGCCAAUCUGAGUGCCAUUAAGCAAGGGAGAGAGAUUCAUGGCUGUGCAAUAAGGAAAUUCUUCGUAUCUCAUAUCUUCGUGGCCAAUUCUCUACUUGACAUGUAUACAAAAAGUGGGUGCAUGGAAAUGGCUAAGCGGCUUUUUGAUAGAAUCCCCGACAAAGACUUGGCAACAUGGAAUACGAUGAUAUUGGGUUAUGGAAUGCAAGGAGAGUUUGAAGUUGCAGUUGAUCUUUUUGAUCAAAUGGGAGUAGAAGGGAUGGAAUAUGACUCUGUCUCUUUUGUUGCAGUCCUCUCAGCUUGCAGCCAUGGUGGGAUGGUAGAUAGAGGUAGAGAAUACUUCAAUUUGUUGCAAUCUUUUAACAUAAGACCAACACAAAUGCAUUGUGCAUGUAUGGUGGACCUUCUCGGAAGAGCAGGCCUGAUGCAAGAGGCUGUGGAAUUUAUAAAGGGAAUUUCUUUUGAGCCAGAUGCCAAUGUGUGGGGUGCAUUGUUAGGGGCUUCAAGGGUUCAUGGAGAUGUAGAAAUGGGAGAAUUGGCAGCGAAGCAUUUGUUUCAGCUUAAGCCUGAGCACUCGGGUUAUUAUAUUUUGUUAUCUAAUAUGUAUGCUGAAUUGGGGAGGUGGGAUGAUGCAAAGAGAGUGAGAAAAUUGAUGAGGUCGAGAGGGGUGAAGAAGGAUCCAGGGUGUAGCUGGAUAGAGGUGGGUAAUAGGUUGCAUGCAUUUCUAGUGGGACAAGAUGCAGGUGAGGAGGAGAGGCUGAUGGGAUCUGGGUUAUUAGAGUAUGGUUAAACUAUGUAAAAGGAGAAUUUAAUGUUAUUUUAAUUUUGAUUUAUGGAGACUGUUGUAUAUUACUAGUCUGAGGGGGAGAGAUCUUGGGCUGAAUAAGCUGGAGAACUAGUUUAAAAGGUUUUGAAAAAGCUGUUUCUUUCUAUAACUGUUCGCAGAAGAUCGUCUUCAAGAUUUGUGGACCAACUUGGAAGAUUUAGAUGAGAGUCAGUUCGGCUCAAAAGGAAUGUAGAAGCUUCAUGGAAGAAUCGGAAACGUGGAUUAGGAUUUCCUUGAUUUACCCUUCAUGAGAAUUUGGAACCUGUGUAAGCGGUGGUGUUUCACCUUCAGCAUUUGGUAGCUAACUCCUUAACAAAUACUGGAACUCCAAGAGUAUGAGAAAUAAAGGACAAAGUCAAGGACCUUGGUUCAUGGUU